AUGUCAAGUGGUCUAGAAAUAUGGAAAUGGAACGACGGAUCAUUUUUCUAUAAUGAGACCAAAUACGGAAAUUGGAAAUUUAAUUACGAAGCUGUUGUGGAUGGUAGGUAUCUUGCUUGGGGGUAUGGAAGACCAGAUUCCAAUCAGAAUUGUUUGGUGAUGAGUGGAAGUCUUCAAUGGCGUUGGGAAGACGGUGAUUGUGCUUCAUUCAGAGGUUACAUUUGCCAAGGACAGUUAGCAGGCAUCCCAAUGAUCUUCGAUGUAAACGUGGUCGAAUGUAGUUCAAAUAUUUCAAUAAAAUGGACUCCAUCAUCAAAUGCACUUGGAGUGACUCACAGUUGCAUUUUUGUUAUUGUCGUAUUCAAACCUGAAAAAGCAAAUUCUACGACAUUUGAAAGCGCAGAAGACCUACAAAAUAUAAAGGGGAAAACUCUAAAGAAUAAUGAAGCUUUCAUCGCUCUUGCCAUUUCCAGAGUUAUUGAUGACGUAUAUUAUGUAACUUUGCACAGGAAACUUGUUCGAAAGAAAAUGUUAAUAGAUGACUUGAAUAUGCAAGAAUUACAAGAUAAUGUGAAUGAUGACCCAUUGUACGCAAAUAUAGCAGUGGAUAAAAUGAAACCGAGGUCACCUUACGAUAUUCCACUGGAGCAACUUUUUGAAAGGUACAAUCGUUUAAAUGAAAAAGACGGUGCUAAAUUCAAAGGGGAGUUUCAGAAUCUCAAAUCAGACGCAAAAGGACUGAAUUAUCCCACAACCAUCGCUUCCUCUGAAUCACUGAAUGGCAAAAACAGAUACAAGAAUAUUCUACCUUGUGAUUUAUCGCGUGUGCUGCUUGAUGGUGAAGGAAAUAUGAGCUACAUUAACGCUUGCUACAUUAACGGAUUCUGUAAAGCAAAGAAGUUCAUUGCUACACAAGGACCGUUGCCAAGUACAGUAAACGAUUUUUGGAGAAUGAUUGUUGAGCAGAAAGUAUCCUGCAUCGUCAUGUUAACGAAAUUUGUGGAAAAUGGCAAGAAAAAGUGUGAGAAAUACUGGCCUUCUCAAGGUUCGCCUAAACAAUUUGGAGAUGUAUAUGUUGAAAAUAGAGACGAAAUAUUCACGGGUUGUUACAAAAUGUUUACACUAACAAUCACAAAAAAGGACGAACAGGGUAUAAAGGUGAUUUUACUCCAAUACCUUAAUUGGCCUGACUAUGGAGUACCAGUUACAACAACAAAUUUAAUGAGAUUUCAUGGAAUUGUUAAAAAACACCAAUCAAAUGCACCAAUAGUUGUUCAUUGCAGUGCUGGAGCGGGAAGAACUGGCGCAUUUAUAGCAUUAGAUUUUUUGCUUCAAGAGAGUGAAUCACUUCGAUCAGUUGAUGUUUACAAUUGCAUUUUGAAGCUGAGAGAGCAGAGAGUAGAUAUGGUUCAAACAUGUGAUCAAUAUAUCAUGGUGCAUAAGCUUAUUUUGGAGAAUUAUUUGUUUGGAAAAACGGAUAUGGAAUCGGAAAAAUUCAAUAGUGUUUUUACCAGAGUUUCUUUGGAUAUCGGUAUAUUACAAAAACAGUUCAACGAUUUGGCCAAAGUUGGGCCAGUGAAUAAGACAAAACAAGGGCAAUUGGCGAAACAACCUGAGAUGAACAGAAAUAAGGAAGUGAUACCUUUUUCACGAAACAACAUUGUGAUAGUCCGCAAUCCGACAGAAGCAGAAACUCCUUGCCUGAAUGCAUCUAAAGUAGAAGUGAGAAAUAUUUAA
This is a messenger RNA of Styela clava, 1737 nucleotides long. The record is from RefSeq and is a predicted model, not a curated record. Lineage: Eukaryota; Metazoa; Chordata; Ascidiacea; Stolidobranchia; Styelidae.